AUGACUAAUCCAGAAUUAGAAAAUCAACAACUAAGUCUACAACGACAGAAAAGAUUAGUAAGUUUUAUGUUUUCAAAAAAAGUACCUCAUAUUCCAACUCAAGAUGAAAGAAAACCUUAUCCUCAACAUUCUGCUAAUAUAAUAUCACAAUUAUUUUUUUGGUGGUUAGCACCAGUAAUGAAAACUGGUUAUAAAAGAACUUUACAACCAGAUGAUUUAUUUUAUUUAACUAAUGAUAUAAAAGUUGAAAAAAUGGCAGAUGAUUUUUAUGGUUAUAUGACAAAAGAUAUUGAAAAAGCAAGAGAAAAUCAUAUUAUUGAAAAAUGUAAAGAAAGAGGUGAAACUUUAACAAAUUCAACAGUUGAUCCUGAAAUUGAUUUAAAAGAUUUUAAAUUAAGUAAAUUUAUUACAGUUUGGGCUUUAGCUAAAACUUUUAAAUGGCAAUAUUUAUUUGCUUGUACUUGUUUAGCUUUAUCAAAUGCUGGACAAACAACUAUGCCAUUAUUAACUAAAAAAUUAAUUCAAUAUGUUGAAAUGAAAGCAUUGGGCCAUGAAACAGGUAUUGGUAAAGGUCUUGGUUAUUCAUUUGGUGUUACUGCAUUAAUUUUUGUUGUUGGUGUUUUAAUAAAUCAUUUCUUUUAUAGAUCAAUGAUAACUGGAGCUCAAGCAAAAGCUGUUUUAACAAAAGCUUUAUUAGAUAAAUCAUUUAAAUUAAGUGCAGAAGCUAAGCAUAAAUAUCCAGUUGGUAAAAUUACUUCAAUGUUAGGUACAGAUUUAUCAAGAAUUGAUUUUGCAUUAGGUUUUCAGCCGUUUUUAUUUGUUUUUCCAAUACCUAUUGCCAUUGCUAUUGCUAUUUUAGUUGUUAAUAUUGGUGUUGCUUCAUUAGUUGGUGUUGCAAUUUUAUUAGUUUUUAUGGUUGGAAUUGCAGCAGCAACUGGUAAAUUAUUUGCAUUUAGAAAAACAGCUAAUUUUUUUACAGAUUCAAGAGUAAAUUAUAUAAAAGAAGCUUUAAAUAAUUUAAAAAUUAUUAAAUUUUAUUCUUGGGAACCACCAUAUCAUGAAAAUAUUUCAGAUAUUCGUAAAAAGGAAAUGAGAAUCAUAUAUAAGAUGCAAGUAUUAAGAAAUAUUGUUACUUCAUUUGCUAUGUCAUUAACUUUAUUUGCUUCAAUGACUGCAUUUUUAGUUCUUUAUGCUAUUGCUAAUGGAAGAAGAGAUCCUGCUUCAAUUUUUUCAUCAUUAUCUUUAUAUAAUGUAUUAACUCAACAAGUGUUUUUAUUACCUAUGGCUUUAGCUACUGGUGCAGAUGCUUUUAUGGGUAUUUCAAGAGUUGGUGAAUUUAUGUCUCAAAGUGAAAUUAAUCAAGAUGAAAAUUCUAUUGAAGCUCCACCAAGUAUUAAAGAAAUUAUGGAUAAAGAAAAUUUAUCUAUUGAAGUUAAUCAUGCAAGUUUUGAAUGGGAAAUUUUUGAAGAUGAAGAAGAAGAACAAAGUUCAGGUAAAGAUUCCAAAAAAUCAAAGAAGGAUAAUAAGAAAGAUAAUGAGAAGAAAAGCAUUGAUGAAACUAACACAUAUCAUGAAGAUUCAAAUGAUGAAAAAUUAUCAUCAAAAGGAUUAGAUGAUUCAACAACUGAUAUAUCAGCUGAUGAAGAUGUUAAAUUUGAAGGAUUGAAAGAUAUUGAUUUAAAAAUCAAAAAGGGAGAAUUUGUAGUUAUAACUGGUUUAAUUGGUUCAGGAAAAUCUUCAUUAUUAGCAGCCAUGUCUGGGUUUAUGAAACGUACUAGUGGUUCAGUUUAUGUUGAUGGUUCAUUAUUACUUUGUGGUUAUCCUUGGGUACAAAAUACUACAGUAAAAGAAAAUAUUUUAUUUGGAUCUGAAUAUAAUGAAGAAAAAUAUAAUCAAGUUAUUUAUGCUUGUUCUUUAGAAGCAGAUUUAGAAAUUUUACCAGCUGGAGAUAGAACAGAAAUAGGUGAAAGAGGUAUUACAUUAUCUGGAGGUCAAAAGGCAAGAAUUAAUUUAGCUCGUGCUGUUUAUGCUAACAAGGAGAUUAUUUUAUUAGAUGAUGUUUUAAGUGCAGUUGAUGCUCGUGUUGGUAAACAUAUUAUGAAUAAUUGUAUUAUGGGUUUAUUAAAAGAUAAAACUAGAAUUUUAGCUACUCAUCAAAUAUCAUUAAUUGGAGAAGCUGAUAGAAUUAUAUUUUUAAAUGGUGAUGGAUCAAUUGAAACUGGAACAUUUGAUGAAUUAAAAGCUAGUAAUGAAGGUUUUAAAACAUUAAUGACAUAUAAUAGUGAAUCCAAAAAGGAAGAAGAAGAAGAAACAGUUGAAGAAUUUGAAGAUGUUGAAGAACAAGAAUUAUCUGAAGAAAAAAGAUUAAUUGAACGUCAAUUAACUCAAAGAUCAAUUUUUUCAAAUAAAACUGGAAGUACUAAUGCAAAGGGAGAACCUGAAGAUGAAGAAGCUCGUCAUAGAGAAUUCAAUGUUGAUGCAAAUGCAAGUGGGAAAUUAAUUGAUGAUGAAGAAAGAGCUGUUAAUGCCAUAAGUUAUAAAGUUUAUGCAAGAUAUAUUGAAUUAGGUUCAGGUAAAUAUGGACCAUGGAUUAUUGUACCUUUAUUAUUAGCAUUAAUGAUUUUAACUACUUUUACUCAAAUUUUUACAAAUACUUGGUUAUCAUUUUGGACUGAAUAUAAAUUUGAUAAUAGACCAGAUAAAUUUUAUAUUGGUCUUUAUAUUAUGUUUACAUUUUUAUCAUUCUUUUUAUUAACAAUAGAAUUCAUUGUUUUAGUUUAUAUUACAAAUACUGCUUCGGUUAUGUUGAAUGUUUUAGCUGUUAAAAAGGUUUUACAUGCACCAAUGUCAUUUAUGGAUACAACUCCAAUGGGUAGAAUUUUGAAUAGAUUUACUAAAGAUACUGAUGUUUUAGAUAAUGAAAUUGGUGAUCAGUUAAGAUUCUUUUUAUUUGUAUUUUGUAAUAUUAUUGGUGUUUUGAUAUUAUGUAUUAUUUAUUUACCAUGGUUUGCUAUUGCAAUUCCAUUCCUUGGGGUUUUAUUUGUUGCAGUUGCUAAUUAUUAUCAAUCAUCAGCAAGAGAAGUUAAACGUUUAGAAGCUAUUCAAAGAUCUUUGGUUUAUAAUAAUUUUAAUGAAACUUUGAGUGGUAUGGCUACAAUUAAAGCAUAUCAUGCAACUAGCAGAUUUGCGGAUAAAAGUAAUUAUUUAAUUGAUAGAAUGAAUGAAGCUUAUUAUAUAACAAUUGCAAAUCAACGUUGGUUAGCUAUUCAUAUGGAUUUUAUUGCUUGUUUAUUUGCAUUACUUAUUGCAUUAUUAUGUGUCAAUAGAGUUUUCAAUGUUAGUGCAGCUUCGACUGGUUUAAUUUUAUCUUAUGUUUUACAAAUUGCUGGACAACUUUCUAUGCUUAUAAGAACUUUUACACAAGUUGAAAAUGAAAUGAAUUCUGCAGAAAGAUUAAAUUCAUAUGCUUCAAAUUUACCUGAAGAAGCUCCUUAUGUUAUAACUGAAAAUGCCCCUCCUCCAGAUUGGCCAUCACAAGGUGCUAUUGCUUUUGAUAGAGUAUCAUUAUCUUAUAGACCAGGAUUACCAUUAGUUUUAAAAAAUUUAAAUUUUAAUGUUAAACCAAUGGAAAAAAUUGGAAUUUGUGGUAGAACAGGUGCUGGUAAAUCAUCAAUUAUGACUGCACUAUAUAGAUUAUCUGAAUUAGAAUCAGGUAAAGUUGAAAUUGAUGGUAUAGAUAUUUCAAAAUUAGGUUUACAAGAUUUAAGAUCUAAAUUGGCUAUUAUUCCACAAGAUCCUGUAUUAUUUAGAGGUACAAUUAGAAAAAAUUUAGAUCCAUUUAAUGAACAUUCAGAUAAUAAAUUAUGGGAUGCUUUAAGAAAAACAGGAUUAAUUGAAGAGGCUAAACUAGAAUCAGUUAAAAAACAAGUUAAACCAGUUAAAUUAUCCGAAGCUGAGAAAAAAACUGAUGGUAGUACAGUUGAACCUUCAACAUUACAUAAAUUUCAUUUAGAUCAAUCUGUUGAAGAAGAAGGUUCAAAUUUUUCAUUAGGUGAAAGACAAUUAAUUGCAUUUGCAAGAGCACUAGUACGUGAUUCAAAAAUUCUAAUUAUGGAUGAAGCAAGUAGUUCAGUUGAUCAAAUUUCAGAUUCAAAAAUUCAAGAAACUAUUAUUAGAGAAUUUGCAAAUCGUACAAUAUUAUGUAUUGCUCAUAGAUUAAAAACUAUUAUAAAUUAUGAUAGAAUUUUAGUAUUAGAUAAAGGAGAAGUUAAAGAAUUUGAUACUCCUUAUAAUUUAUUUAAAUCAAAAGGUUCAAUUUUUCAUCAAAUGUGUGAACGUUCAAAUGUUACAGAAGAAGAUUUUAAAAAUGCUACAAAGUUUUAA
Messenger RNA from Lodderomyces pseudojiufengensis, 4383 nucleotides. RefSeq lists its product as uncharacterized. The transcript has a single exon. Gene Ontology annotation, molecular function: ATP binding; ATP hydrolysis activity; ABC-type xenobiotic transporter activity. Gene Ontology annotation, biological process: transmembrane transport. The record is from RefSeq and is a predicted model, not a curated record. NCBI's taxonomy places the organism in Eukaryota, Fungi, Ascomycota, Pichiomycetes, Serinales, Debaryomycetaceae. Gene Ontology annotation, cellular component: plasma membrane. Bases 1 to 4383 code for a protein of 1460 amino acids.